AUGGAGGACAAAAAAUCAGUAAUAGCGUAUGAGUUGCACAGACCAGUACGCAGAAAUUACCAACGUCGUCAUGUUGACAUACGAGCACUUGAUGAAACUUGGCAAGCUGAUCUAGUUGACAUGAUUCCUUAUGCAACAGUUAAUAAAGGAAACAAAUAUCUGCUAACUGGCAUAGAUACUUUUUCAAAGUAUGCUUGGGCUGUACCGAUUGAAAGUAAAAGUGGUAGUGAUGUCACUAGAGCAAUGAAAUCUAUAUUUCAACAAGGACGUGUACCAAAAAAUCUGCAUGUUGACCAAAGCAAAGAAUUUUACAAUAAAGAAUUUCAAGAAUUGAUAAAACAUAAAAACAUCAACAUGUACUCAACAUUCAGCAACUUGAAGGCAUCAAUAUGUGAACGUUUUAAUCAGGGAUAG
Molecule: messenger RNA, 414 nt
Organism: Microplitis mediator
Lineage: Eukaryota; Metazoa; Arthropoda; Insecta; Hymenoptera; Braconidae
Exons: 1
Coding region: 1-414 (137 amino acids)
Biological process (GO): DNA integration
Molecular function (GO): nucleic acid binding
Source: RefSeq, a predicted model, not a curated record